This is a messenger RNA of Baudoinia panamericana UAMH 10762, 3668 nucleotides long. RefSeq lists its product as uncharacterized. The transcript has a single exon. Gene Ontology annotation, cellular component: trans-Golgi network. The record is from RefSeq and is a predicted model, not a curated record. Lineage: Eukaryota; Fungi; Ascomycota; Dothideomycetes; Mycosphaerellales; Teratosphaeriaceae. The coding region runs from base 41 to 3493 and encodes 1150 amino acids.
CGGUGUUUCGUCCGAUCGAAAAUGCCCGACUUUACGAGACAUGGAUCGCUUCUCUCCUAUUGCGCCGGUCGCAAUACGUGUGGUUGUAUUGCCCGUAGGACGCAUAGAAGCAGAGCGCUUUGGUAGGAUCGUACGUGGGCUAUGUAAAGACGCCUCUAUCAUCAAACUCAGCGACAGCCAGUCGCUUUUCUUCGACUAUACCACCGCGCCGCCGAGUGACAAUGAGCAGCUAUUAUCCCCAUACGAACACUGCCGUGAGACGCAACUGGUCGUCGGAGUUAGCAAUGGCUUCAGCGCCAGUGAGAACGAAGAAGAACAGCUUCAUGCAGCAUUGGAACGGCUAAGAGAGCAAUAUCCGCGAGUAGUACAUCGCCAUCUGCUGCUGCUACCACAGCCCGGAGGAGGAACGGUAGAAAAUGCAGAUAAUGUAACGCGCGUUGCGAGAGCGGGAGAAGACGAGGAAGGGCUGGCUUUUGCAGACGCCCUAGGCAGCGUCGCAAGCAGCUUUUUGCGUGACUUCAGCGCCUAUGCAUCGGCUACACAGGCUUUGCUAAGCAUUCAAACCCCCUUGCGACCGUCGAGGAACUUGCAACGACCCCUUAGCUUGCAUAGUGACGAAGGCAGACCAGUUCUGAAUCAUACGGAUUCGCCGCAAGCUGCGGAAGUGACCAGUCCAGUGGGCGAGAAUCCCUCUCCGCCGCCAUCGCGCAGUGUUCGCUCACCACCACCAACUCCCCUCGAGCACGUACAACAAAGCCCUAUCUCGCGAUCAGACAGUCGAGCCAGCACUAAGAGCAGGACCGACAUCCGGCCAUCGAGCCUAGAUCGUGUCCAGUCGCCACACCGCCACAGUCAGGCCGCUGCACCACCGUACAAUGCGAAACUUCGCGGGAAAGCCAGAGUUGGCAUCGUUCUCGGACAAGUCCAGCUGCAGUCUGGCCAGUGGCAGGAAGCUUUGCACACUCUAACAGAGCACACACAAACCGCGCGCAAGCUCUCUGACUGUUUGUGGUACGCCAAAGGGCUGGAGUGCAUCGUUGUGUGUCUGCUGCUUCUCAGCGAAUCUGGUCAGGACUUCCAAAUACCAUCAAUUUGCUAUCCGCCAGCAGACCGAAACAGCUCAGCGCACGUCCAGAAGUUGUCAUUCAGCCAGCCUGCCGACUGGCGGUCCAAAGAAGCCGUACACAACGCCACACUCAAGCGUUUAUCGAGCUCCUUGCCGGAACUUCUCAAGCACAUCCUGAGUUUAUAUGAAGCAGGAGAAGGCCAGCUCGUACUUCCGACCUUAGCUCUUGGGGAAGUCAAAAUCCGCUUUUGCAAGCUAUUGACGACCCUCUUCCACUGUCGCGGCGAGCUUGACCAGAAUACACUCAACGCCCUUAUAACUGACUCCACGAAGGGUUUGCCCAAGCAUCCAGUCGGCGCUGGUGAAGCAGCCAACAUCCAGCGGUCGGACAUAGCAUCUCUGGCGGAAAAUGUGCAGCGGACGGAUAUGAGCGACAUGCCGAUCGCGGAGCAGGUCCGCCUGCUGGCCGGUGUCGCUGCAGUACUUCUGUCGAUUGAUUAUAAGCGUAGGGAGGCGCUUGUGCUCAGAGAGAUCCUCAUCAAGCUCACGGAAGGUCUGAACCAGGCACGCAAGAUUGGCGCUGCUGAAGCCGGCGUCCAUCCGGCAGCGAGCCUCUCUGCCGACACUGGAGCUCUCGCAAUCUCGAACAUCGCGGCGCAGAGCAAUGGUGUCAAGGAGAUGGUAGAGAACCUCGCGCAGCUUUUCGGUAUCCCGCUCGGUGAAGGUAACCUAUCAAAGCCAUCUACCGAUCCCGCCAAUUCGACAGACUUGCCGGUCGGUCGCACUGUGCCAACGUCUCAAGUACUUCAGUCGGUGACAGACGAGCUGCAAGGAAUGUUGACGAUGACAGAACAAGAGCAGUCUUCGCUUGCUUUUGGCUCUGCCGUACUUAAGGCUGAAGUCAUCAGCGCCAUCCUUGCCUUUAGCGAGGCCCAGCCCGAUCCACAGGGCGUCAUCAGGGGGGCCGAGGCGUUGCUGAAGGCCGUCACGCCGUCAGCUGCCAUUGACACGAUCCCGGAUGCUGGCAGUGUGCCGCUGUCCAAAGAGGAGCAAUCGCGCCUUAGCAACACUAUCUUUCGCACCAUCGGCGUGUCCAGGCAUCUCGGUCUCGAACCCGUGGAAGGCACAUACUGGGACCCUUUCCUUGUGCGUGGGCUUGUCUUCCCAGCUCGCAGUCCCGCAUGUGCUUUGUAUCCCUUCAUCCGCGGAAGCAAGGCAAACGUGGUUGUGUCCACAAACCAGAAUAGCGGUCCUAUCAACCCUCUGCUGUACGACCCGAAUGCCAGCCAUCGCGCGGCGCCUGCUACUGUCGCUCGCGCGGUCAUCCUCGGUAACCAACCCACUGCUGUCCAGAUAACUUUGCAGAACACGUUGGAGGUGUCCAUCGAUAUCGAGUCACUCAGCCUCGUUACCUCUUGCGAAGACCGGAUUCAGCUAAAGACCCAGAACUUCACUCCCUUCAAGGUUCGCCCGUCACAGCUCCUCAAGACCACCAUAGCGAUCACCAGCACAGAUUUCGGUGACUUUGAGAUCAAUGGCUGUCGUAUCAAAGUUGCUGGGUGCCACGAAAGCACGUUUCGCAUCCACGCUAAGCCUUACGCUUCACAGCCGGAUACCCUUGCCAAAUUGCAGGGACUGAAAGCACUCACGCCGGCAUCAAGUGCACAGCCCUCGACGACCGAAGUAGGAACGCCUGUCGCUGUCCCAGCCAGUGCGAUCGGCUGCAUGCCUCUGAUUGCCAUCGACUCGGUGUCCGCUGCCGGUUCAGCAAUCGCCCUUCUGGAGGGGCAGAUGGCGGAGGGAAUACCGGUGACCGUCCGCAAUACUACGCACUAUCCCGCGCAGGUCGUGAGCGCUAAAGGCAAAUAUGCCGCCGUUGAGGGGUUGGUUUCUGACGGCCGUGAUCUUGGGCACGCAGGCCCUGUCAUACAACCCGGCGAGACUCGGCGCUUCAAUAUCCGCGCGAAUGGCGUUGUAGGCGCUGCCAACGCGGACAUAGAUAUCUAUUAUGGUGCCGCGCCUAUCAAAGACUCGGACAAGUAUUUUCGCAAGCUCAAGGUGCCCUUACGUCUCACCGUUACGCCUGUCUUUCACCUCAGCAACCCCGAUGUCUCCUCAGAUGAUGCUAGCCACGUCCGCUUCGCCUUCGACAUCCGCAACACCUUCUCACAGACGAUGCAGCUCCGCUGCUACUCAGCUCCGCCACCCGAGCUCGUCCGGGCGGACGUGGAGGGGAUGGUGGCGUCUUUGGACGUCGUACGGAUUUGUUUGCGGGUGCAGAAGGGGAGGAAGGGGGAAGAUCUCCGCGAGAGUCUCGCGCGGAAGGUGGUGGUGGGUUGGGAGGAGAUGCGCGGUGAGCGUUAUGGGAAGGUGGACCUCGGCGGCCUUGUCACGUCCUUGACCGAUGAGCAGGUGGCCUUGCUGUAGAGUAGUCGUUUUGGUCAAGAUACCCUGUACUAUUAGCUGCCCGGCAUUUCAAGCUUGUAAGCCUGUCGCAAACUUUCAUCGGCCUCUCCGCAGCUUACAACCCAUAGCUGACUCGGGUGAUGAUUGAAGGGUGAUAGUAACCACUUGACCCACAGUGGCUUAUCCAUUUAACAAU